UUCUGGAUUCUCGAAUCACGAAAUCAAGUGGCAAACGUUCAAAGUUCGUUCAAGUUCGGCGUUUUCGGAUAAAGGUUUUUAAGUUAUUGCCGGCGUUUUUACUGAACUUUCUCCACCAUUUUACGUUGCUUAACAAGAUGUACAGGGUACCGUUAGCCAUGCGAUCAGUGGCAUUACGCAAGGCUCACCAAGUCAAUCAAUUGCAGAGAUGGUACGCUAAGGAUGUCAGGUUUGGACCUGAAGUCAGGGCCCUUAUGCUUCAAGGGGUUGAUAUCUUAGCCGAUGCCGUAGCUGUUACUAUGGGGCCCAAGGGCCGAAAUGUAAUCAUUGAACAGUCAUGGGGUUCACCUAAAAUCACUAAGGAUGGUGUAACAGUUGCAAAGGGUGUAGAACUAAAAGAUAAAUUCCAAAAUAUUGGUGCUAAACUAGUCCAAGAUGUUGCCAAUAAUACAAAUGAAGAAGCGGGAGAUGGUACUACCACUGCCACAGUAUUAGCAAGAUCUAUUGCAAAAGAAGGCUUUGAAAAUCUAGGAAAAGGAGCUAAUCCAGUGGAAAUCCGAAAAGGAAUUAUGGCUGCUGUUGAAAAGAUUACAGAAACUUUAAAAACUUUGUCCAAACCUGUGACGACUCCUGAAGAAAUAUGCCAAGUGGCGACAAUUUCAGCUAAUGGUGACUUAUCAGUGGGUAAUUUGAUUGCAGAUGCUAUGAAGAGAGUUGGAAAAGAUGGUGUCAUUACUGUCAAAGAUGGCAAAACUUUGAAGGAUGAACUUGAAGUUAUUGAAGGGAUGAAAUUUGACAGGGGAUACAUUUCACCAUAUUUUGUAAACACAACUAAAGGUGCCAAAGUUGAGUAUCAGGAUGCUCUAAUCUUAUUCAGCGAGAAAAAGAUUUCUUCUGUGCAGAGCAUUGUUCCAGCAUUAGAAUUAGCAAACGCCCAAAGAAAACCUUUAAUAAUAAUUGCUGAAGAUAUUGAUGGGGAAGCUCUAACAACUUUGGUUGUUAAUAGAUUACGUAUUGGACUUCAAGUUGCUGCAGUAAAAGCUCCAGGUUUUGGUGACAAUCGAAAAUCUACACUUCAAGAUAUGGCUAUCGCUACUGGAGGCAUUGUAUUUGGAGAUGAUGCGGAUAUUGUCAAACUUGAAGAUGUCAAACCAUCCGACUUGGGGCAAGUUGGGGAAAUUGUAAUUACUAAAGAUGAUACACUACUGUUGCGAGGAAAGGGCAAAAAGGAAGACGUGGAUCGCCGCGCUGAUCAAAUUAGGGAUCAGAUAGAGAACACAACUUCAGAAUAUGAAAAAGAAAAGUUGCAAGAGAGAUUGGCUCGUCUUGCUUCAGGUGUUGCCGUAGUGAAAGUUGGUGGUAGCAGUGAGGUUGAGGUAAACGAGAAAAAAGAUCGUGUCACAGAUGCCUUGAAUGCCACUCGAGCUGCCGUGGAAGAGGGAAUUGUUCCUGGAGGUGGCACCGCAUUGUUGAGAUGCAGUUCUAGUUUAGAUCAGUUGAAACCUCAAAAUAAAGAUCAGGAAAUUGGAAUUGAAAUUGUACGAAGAGCUCUUAGGAUCCCUUGCAUGACUAUUGCCAAAAACGCAGGGAUAGAUGGAGCUGCAGUUGUGGCGAAAGUUGAACAACAAUCUGGAGAUUAUGGUUAUGACGCUUUAAACAAUGAGUACGGAAAUAUGUUUGAAAAAGGAAUUAUUGAUCCCACAAAGGUUGUCAGAACAGCUUUAGUAGAUGCAUCUGGAGUAGCUUCACUAUUAACAACAGCAGAAGCAGUUAUAACUGAAAUUCCUAAAGAGGAACCGGCAAUACCAGCAGGUGGAGGAAUGGGGGGCAUGGGCGGCAUGGGUGGAAUGAUGUAAAUUUACAAGACUUAAAACUCAAGAAAAUCAUGUCUGUCAAAAAUAAUUUUCGUUAAGUGUUUUUGACAGAAAAUUGUGCAAGUGCAAAGACCUGGUUCAACGCAAAUGUCUUUAUUUGUGUCGGGGUUUGUAUGGGUGCAUCCAGAAUUUUUUUUUUAAUUGAUUUUGAAUUUUUUUAAAGACUGUGCAGCUCCUUUUGUUUCAUGUUUAGAGACUUGCUGUCAUCAUUUUAUAAGUCAUCUGUCGAUCUGAGCCACUGCAUUUAAUUUUUGUAUGUAAUUGUAGUU
Molecule: messenger RNA, 2143 nt
Organism: Cylas formicarius (sweet potato weevil)
Lineage: Eukaryota; Metazoa; Arthropoda; Insecta; Coleoptera; Brentidae
Gene: Hsp60A
Product: heat shock protein 60A
Exons: 7
Coding region: 138-1856 (572 amino acids)
Biological process (GO): apoptotic mitochondrial changes; protein import into mitochondrial intermembrane space; protein refolding
Cellular component (GO): mitochondrial inner membrane; mitochondrial matrix
Molecular function (GO): protein-folding chaperone binding; ATP-dependent protein folding chaperone; ATP binding
Source: RefSeq, a predicted model, not a curated record